AUGUCUGGCCGCCAACUGCGUCCUCGUAAGACCGCCGGUAGUGCCAGCCGUUCUCCGGGCCGAAAGCCCAAAUAUGCGGCUGCAACGAAUAGUGAGAGCGACUCCGGCAAGGACGACGGAGCUGUCAGGGAGAAGCGCGCCCGGAGUCGCUCCCCUUCCGCCGGCCCCUCGAAGCAGCAAAAACGCCCGAAAUACACAGCCCCUUUGACCAGCGACGGCGAGAAUGGGAAAGACGAGGCCGCCGUCCGGGAGAAGCCUUCGCCAUCUCGCUCUCCAUCCAACGGGCCACCGACCGAUCGCACGGGUGUGUACUUCCUGGGCAGCAUGAUCGACUACAAAAUUGAGCACGACCAUUAUGGGGUCAUCCGCUCUGUGCGUCCUCCCAACGGAUUCCAGGGCGGACCAAAGGUUGGCGACAUUUUGUUGGAGACAUCGUACGCGCAAAACCACACGAACCGAUUUGCCCCACCAUUCGUUUGGUGCUGGGAGGGCACCAAGAAAGGACAUGAUGAAAUGCUUCGCCUUCUCAAGGCGACGGCGGAUACUUUGAUGGCCGUCACCGACGCCAGAUGCGUCGCAUGCCAUGAUGAGAAACUCGUGGUGAACGAAGGCGCUCUGCGCCUAUGUGUAAACUGUGAUCGCAGCGUCAACACCUGGACGGGUGAACGCAAUCGGUGCACGGCUGCCCCGUGGCACGCGCAGAACCGAGACAACCCGUCGAACGCGCUGCUGGGUCGAUGUGCUGAGUGCAGGACCAGGCGUGCCGCCUUUUACGGCUUUAUUCCGGACAACCAUCACGUUCGGGACCUUCUGGGCCUGCAGCCGCCGCUCCCAGACAACACCCACACUGCUCGCGCCAUUCGUGACAGGCCGCACAAGAAGCAG
Messenger RNA from Mesorhabditis spiculigera, 885 nucleotides. The record is from the annotation of a GenBank genome assembly. Lineage: Eukaryota; Metazoa; Nematoda; Chromadorea; Rhabditida; Rhabditidae.